This is a messenger RNA of Spinacia oleracea (spinach), 627 nucleotides long. RefSeq lists its product as uncharacterized. The record is from RefSeq and is a predicted model, not a curated record. Bases 1 to 627 code for a protein of 208 amino acids. Gene Ontology annotation, molecular function: nucleic acid binding. The transcript has a single exon. NCBI's taxonomy places the organism in Eukaryota, Viridiplantae, Streptophyta, Magnoliopsida, Caryophyllales, Amaranthaceae.
AUGUUCAUAGCAGCAGUAGCAAGACCAAGGUGGGGACAAGAUGGGCAGUGUGAGUUUGAUGGCAAGCUAGGUAUAUUUCCAUUCACAGAUGCAGUAGCAUCAAAGAGAACUUCCAAAAACAGAGUGAAGGGGACAAUUGAGACAAAACCAAUUAAGUCAGUUAAUCAAAUUGCAACAAGGGCCAUGCUAAUCAACUAUUUAAUCCCAACGAUUAAAGAGAAAUGGCCACCACAUGAGGGGGAAAAGGUGAUCUACAUCAUUCAAGAUAAUGCAAAGGCACACAUUUUACAAUCUGAUUCAGAAUGGCAGCAACACUACAAGCAAGAUGGAUUUACAUUGAUAUUGACACAACAACCAGCAAAUAGUUCAGAUUGCAACAUCUUGGACUUGGGGUUUUUCAGGUCAAUACAAUCACUCAUGCACAAAAAGAUGCCCAAAACAGUGGAAGAUUUAAGUGGUGCAGUGACUGAUUCAUUUAAUGAAUUGCAUCCAAAGACUCUUUCUAAUGUGUGGAUGACACUGCAAUUUGUUGGGAAUGAAAUACUAAAGCACAAGGGCAACAAUGACUACCAACUUCCACACAACAAGAAGAAAAUUUUAGAAGAUGAUGGCAAUCUGCCAGAAUAA